Didymosphaeria variabile is the source of this 840-nucleotide messenger RNA. RefSeq lists its product as uncharacterized. The coding region runs from base 1 to 840 and encodes 279 amino acids. The record is from RefSeq and is a predicted model, not a curated record. Lineage: Eukaryota; Fungi; Ascomycota; Dothideomycetes; Pleosporales; Didymosphaeriaceae. The transcript has 2 exons. Gene Ontology annotation, cellular component: membrane.
AUGGCUCCCUGGACACGAAAAACCUCAGGUCGCGACGGCGGCUUCGAUCCAACUUACCGAUUUGCAACCUCGUGGAUAGUUUCCCCGGCCGUCCUGUUCUUCGCACGCGCACUCCUCUCGCUAUAUGCUUUUGCGACACAAUUCUAUAUCUUUGGCUGGAAUGGCACACAUGGGAGGGGCGUAGACACUGGACACUCAUUCUCGUACUUCACCAUCCUUACGUACUGGGGACUUGCGUUUUACUUUGCAUUCGCUGCUCUUCAUACGGGGAGCUACUGGCUUACUGGAAAGCCGUUCUUGCAUCGCUGGAUCGCCCCUCUCCGAUGGGCGCACAGCGCCUUCUACUCCACCAUCGUUGUGUAUCCUUUCAUCGUGACUGCCGUCUUCUGGGCUCUACUUGCGCCGGAGAAUGGAUUUGCUUCGACCAAGGACCUGUGGUCUAAUACGUCCCAACAUGCGCUCAACUCGUUCUACGCGCUAUUCGAGAUAGUCUUCCCACGUACCGAGCCGUUGCCUUUUCUACACAUAAUCGUCAUUGUCAUCGUCUUGGCCCUGUAUCUUUCUCUUGCAUAUCUCACUCACGCGUUGCAAGGUUGGUAUACAUACGAUUUUCUCGACCUGAGCAAACACUCGGGCGGUGUCGUAGCAGGUUACAUUGUUGGAAUCCUUGUUGGGUCUAUCAUUGUCUUCCUCAUUGUGAGGUAUCUGAUACUGCUCCGACUCUGGCUGACGGAGAAGAAGCUUGGCAUGACCGGAAAGUUCUCCAGCCGUGAUCAACGAGGUGUGAGAGAUGAAGAAGCGGGGAAACAUGUGCAAAUGCAUUCUAUCAACGUCAAGUAG